AUGCUGUAUGGGUCAACUAUCUGGUCAAACUGGCCAGCUGAUAACUUAACGAGAAUCCUCAAGCUGCAAAAACGUGCUGCCCGAGUAAUUUUAGGAGCUAACACAAGAUCAAAUAGCGUAAAUCUCUUUAACAAAUCAGGGUGGCUCUCAUUUUAUGACGAAGCUAAAGUUAAUAAGUGUUCGCUAGUCCUUAAGCGCCUACAAGGAAACUGCCCCAGCUACAUGUAUGACCUUCUUAAAUGCAAUGCAGAUUUACACACACGCAGUGGGCGCUACAGGGCCUUAAACCUCGUCUGCCUCAGUUAUAAUCGUGAAUCUGAGGGAGGGAGAACUUUUAGCGUGUCCGCGACCAGGCUCUGGAACUCUCUGCCCAUUAACCUUAAAAAAAAGAACAUGUGUAACCUCAUUUAGAAAGGCUAUUUAUAGUCAUUUUUUAACGAGAUACAAUGACGUUGAUCAUUUAGCUUAAAAAAACUUAAUUUUAUUUCUUAGUUUUAUGCUAAUCAGGCAUUUUACAACCUUCCUCUCGCUUGACCCAUCCUAGUUGUAUUCUUAUUGUAAUUAUAGUUUGUAGAUAUUCACUGUAAGGAUAUUUUAUAAUUGUAAUAUACUUUUUACUCUUUUCAGUCUUAUUCAUAUAUAUACUUAUAGUUCGUCUGUCCCGUGUUACCCUCGUUAAAUAAUUAUAUUAUAUUAUUAUUAUUAUUAUUAUUAUUAUUAUUAUUAUUAUUGUGACAAAAUUUGAAACAAAUCACUUUCAGUAUCCUAUAGUAAUUGACUAUAUAUUUUAUUUCCCGGCCAGAAGACGUAUUACCAUUACACUGACCAGAGGGGUGUAAAAGGUAUCUCAAAAAGUAAAGAGAUUAAGGCAUCUACGGAUACCACAAACGAUGCAGUAUAUGGCCCUGGUAAAUCAGUUAGUUUUUGACUUUUAUAUUCUUACUCAUCCUGCACUAAGGAGGCUCAGGCGCCGAACUUUUCAUGAGCCGAACUCAACAGAGACUUAUUCAAUGCAUGAGGCUUACGUGCAUGUAUACAUUGAUUUAAGUAAAUAAAAAUUUCGGCGUCUGAAUCAAUAAGGAACGCCUUAUUACAAUUUGGAACGGCCCCGCCUAGCUCGGUCGGGAAUUUCGACUUUAGAGCGACUUUGGAAUUGAAAGGCUCAGUCCACCAAACAUUUCAUGCGCCCAACCCAUGCAUAAAUUAUAAUAACGUAUUUUGCAAGCAAUGCAUUUUUCUCGCAAUGCAAGCAUUUUUCUCGUUUUGAAUUUAGUUCGGCUGGAAUUAAGAUCGGCGUCUGAAUUUGUUCAGUUGGUCUAGUGAAUAAUUUGGGUUGGCCGUAAUUCUAAUUAGGUUUGGCUCAUGAAAGUUCGGCAUCUGAACCGGGCCUAAAACGAGUACUAGUUUACACUAGGUAAAGAUAUUAAAGAUUCUAGGCCAGUAUUUUAUUUACACGAUUCCGCAAUCCAUCACGUUCUUUGGAAGUCUGUGAAAACGUUUGUCGAUCGAUUUCAGUAAAUAUGGCAUAAGAACAGAAGAAAAAAGGUUCGUUUUAUCUUGCCUACUCGUGAAGUUAGACUUUUAAUAAAGUCUGUCGGGAAGCGCAUGUGGAUUUAUUUUACACUCACUCUGGCAAUUUUAUCGAGAGAUUGUCAGGAAGUGACAGAGACCAGCGAUUUUUGCUGCUAGUCUAUUAAAAGUAUUAUUUUCAGCAGUGUUUUUUUGACAAUGCGCUCUGAGGCACAUUGAUUUUAACAAUUGCAGAAGGAAAUGGUAAAAUUUUUCAGGCAAAAAUCGCACGAAUAAGGUACACAAAUUGACUGCUUAUACUUGCUGUUUGCGACCAGUUGUGUAGCCUGUUCAUAAACCCUCUAUUUUCUCUUAAGAGAUCGCAGGAUUGUUCAAAAAAAGUAAAACACGUCUAUGGACAGGCUACCAUGGCCAGUUGUGCUGCUUGCAACCAGAGGAAUCCCUGAUCGCUGCUCUUGUCAAGCGACAAAUGCCCGGCCAGCAGCAAGUGUCAGUUUGUUCCACGUGACCGAGUUUUCACUUUACUUGUCUUAUUUUUUCUAUCUACACAAAUUUCACUUAUUAAAGCGUUCCAAAACCAGAAAUUAGUAAAAUAUUUAGAGAAGAGUGGUUCCUUCUUUAGUAUGAGUUUCACAGCUUAACUAGUCUUAAAAUAUUACCUUGUAGGAGUCUAUCUCACUAGCAUGGACCCACGCAACGACCCAAAGGAUAUAAUCCGCAACAACUACGACGACGGACCAAGAGUUGUAAACAACCCAAAAAUGGCGGCCAAAGUAGAAAAUGUAGUUGCGGUCAAAUUGGACAGGAAUGAAGUGGAGAAAGUAUAUAUCCAACGACCGCGACGUGUACUUGUACAAGGGUGAUCUUGACCUUAAUAAACAUGAGCAUAAAAUCCAAAAAAACCCAAACACUAAAAAUAGGUUUGCCUACACUUAGCCAGGGUUUCUCAACUUGUUGAGAGAGCUCUUUUCACAAUAGUCUUUCCUUAGCAACCAAGCAUGUGACUGUACAUUUAAAGGGGCAAUGUCACAAGGAUAGUGCUGUUUUUAGGUCAAUUCUGUGCUAUUUUAACCCAUUCACAAAAUUUUCCUUAAGAGUUAUAAAGAUAUCGAGCAAAUUUCACCAGGGAGCACAGACCAUAAAAGUUUAUAUUUUAAUCAUCUUAAUACUUUUGCAAGCAUAGUUUUAAAUCUUGGCCCAACUUCAAGCUUUAAUCUAUGUCCAUCCUUGCCGUCCGUAUCAAAAAAAGACAGGAAACAGUUCCAAUGGUUGAAUAUAGUCUUGAAUAACAAAACCGGAGAAUUUUUUUUGGAGUAAGUUCGUGCAAAAAAAGGUUUUAAGCUUUUUAACUAGUAUAAUAAUUAGCAAAUAGUGCGAGUACAUAGCCCCUUUAAGUAAUCACUUUCGUUUUGUUCUUUAGGGACGGAACGUCGCUUUGUUGAAGUUUUUUGUUGUUGCUUUGGUUAUGUUUAUUUGAAACAUCUCGAAAAUAACAGUACAAUAAAAUAUGAGCUGCAUUCAAAAGUGGAGAACUUUAAUUUACAACAAUCAAAAUAAGCUCUAUAACAGAGAAUGCGUUAAUGAAUAUGCAUAUAGAUAUUAGCUCUAUGUAAGUUAAUAAUUAACAAUUAAUGAAUGAGGCUGAGUAUCAUAUAAAGAAUUAUGGAGAUCGAGGAGGGUAACACCCUCCGAGAUCUCCAAAAUUCUUCAUAUGAUACGAAAGCCGAAUUCAAUAAUUGUUUUCUUAUUCAUUCAAAAUAAUUCCUAGUUUAAAAACAAAGCUAAAACAUACUUACCUCCAUCGAUGUUAAGUUCACCUUCGAUAGUGCACGUUUAAGGUUUUUCAGCUCCGCAAAUAUUCCCCAAAUAGCAGAUGUUGCCCUUCGAGUUUUGUUCUUGCCAUGUUUUUAGCUAUAAUUUCGCCGAGCUCUUACUCUUGAAACGAGUGAAAUGUCCGCAAUUAUUUGUUUUCACAACCAAAACAACUCAAUGUCGUCCCCAGGUCUUCUCGGUUAACGCUGCAUUUACCUGCAAGAACGCUGCAUUCUUGACGCCAUUUCCUCGUUAAACACAAAAUUAUUUCAGAUUUUGGUCAUCAGUAACUGGUUAUGGUAAGUUAUGCGUGUGCUUUUAGCCAAUCAGAAUCGGGGAAAUGUUUUGAAUGAAUAAUAACAAUUAUGAUGAUGAUGAUGAUGAUUACUAUAAAUACUGGAGAAAGCGCCCGUUGUUACGCCCCAAAAUGUAAUACUAUUGACGCAAAAUUGUUUCUACUUCUGCUCCAACGAUUUGUCUGAAAUUUAUCUGGCAUAUUUAUUAUAUCUCAAUAAAACAUCAUAAAAGCUGAUACCAGAAAUUUCAUUUUCAGUCAAAAAUAUCAGCAAAUUUUUUUACUAGACACGAUUUUCUUUGAACAGUAAGGUCCAUUUAUCAGCAUUGAUUGCCGAAUGAUUUGUGUCGUUCUUUGUAAAGUUUGGCAGCCAUCGCGUGAAAAACAAAAAAGUUAUAACGAAAAGUUCGUCGUAGCUCAAUGCGUCUGUAUUUAAAAUGAGGGAGCCACCUUGAGACGAAAUGUGUAAUCUUACAAGUUUCUGACGCUAAACUAAAACAAAAUGCACUCUAAAUACACCUCGUCAUGCAGUGGAAGGAUUGUCUCGGGAUGAGUUUAAUCGAUUAGGUGGGAGGAUCCCUAAACGAUAUGUGAUACCGAGGAACCAGAGAAAUUUUAGGGUUUGGGGCCAUCUUGGUUCUCCACAACUAUCAGUUUAUUAGGAUUAUAGGUAUUUACAGGUCAGGAGUAGCUUCUGAAGAAACUGUGUUUUUGUGUCGAUGAUGGAGUGAUCUAUAUAAUUAAGUAAGGUCGACAGGGUAGAUUGGCCUCCGUUAAAUUUUCACAAUCAUAUAACUGAAAUUGUUAUGCUCUGUUGAUAUUCAGAGAGGAUAAAAGAGUAUAUAAAGGGCAAAAGCUAAUGAGGCAAAAAAUGUAAACAAGAUUCGCACACCGCAGACGAUUUUUUUCUCCAUUUUUUAUACUUUGCCCUAGGUUAUCAUGCAAAAAAACUGCCUUUUUCGUCUGUGCAACACUAGACGUUAUUGGAAGUAAGGGAAAAGGGUAAUCGACCUUGUUUUGACGGUAAACAUGGACCAAAAUGAGGAAUUUUCAUCACUUUAGGAACAUGGGAAGAAACGCAACAGUAACGAUAUGUACCUAAGAGGCAGGCGUCGGGGAUUAUAGCUCAAGGGGGAGGGGGGCGAGAAAAUAGCUUUCUCCCAAACUGCCCCCUGACCCCUAAGUAGUUUUGACACUCAUGCAAGAUGGCAGCCCGUAACGCAUAGCGCUCGAUCUCGGCAAUCUUACGGGAAAAUAGGGGACUGUGAACAGUCUAAAGGAUAAGAGCCUGUUAAUAUGAAAGUGAGCGAGCCCGGCUACGUUACGUUAGCUGGCUCGGCUCAUGCCUUGUACCCUCUUAAAACUUUCGUUGUGUUUAUGUAAGAAAGAGGGCUGUCCCACUUAUUCCCGAGAUCUUUGACCGGCCCAAAUCUCGUCAAGCGGGCCAGCGCGCUUUAAUAUGUAAACCCUUUCUCUUGUUCCAAUAAAUUUACAAAGAUGCUGGCAACGUGUAGUGAAAACGCUCUGUUCUACGAAGCAACAGCGUCCUUAAAAAACAGCCCACAGUGGAAUUGGAUACAACAUCGACCCAGUCUAUAGCAAUGUUCUCACUAAACUGAAGAACUUUCCGUGCCGACACCAAAAGCUAUCCGAUAUGUGACUCUCCACUUUGGGCUAUAUUAAAAAACAGGGCCACAGACAAAGGUUUGAGCCCGUGGGGGGGGGGGGGGGGGGGAGGGGGUAUGUGGGGUAUUUUUUUCGGGGGAAUUGUGGGCCUCUCUUCAAAAACCAUUCCCCCUUUUAAUUUUUUUUUGGGGCAAUUUUAUACCCCCCCUUUUUUUUAUUUGGGGAAAAAUGUAGUUUUUCCAUCCCCCCUUUAUAUUCCUUUUCUUUUUUUUCUUUCCCUUUUAAGUCCUUAACCUAACAGGUGUAAGACUCUCGACCGCGCCAAACAAGAUCCGUCGGGAUGGGCUGCCCUCGUUGGGGGGUAAAAAAAAAAGGGGGGCGAGGGAGAGUGGGGUGGGGGGGGGGGGGGGGGGGGGGGGAGGGAAGGGGUUACUUGGGUAAUUUUUUACUGGGUAUAUGCUGCUAUCCUCUCAGAACCACUACCCCAUUGUAAUCUAUUCUGUGGCCAUAUUAUAGACCCCAUCUUAGUUACUUUGGGAAAAAAGUAGUUUUCGCCAUCCCACCUUAACUGCACUUUCUGUUUAUGCAUCUACCUUAUAAAGCCUUUUAACUUGGUCAUCCAGAAAUGAACUGACAUGACACAUCUGUUAGACUUAAUGUGGUGUAAAUAUCUUUAUUUUUAAAUCCCUACAUAACUGAAUUUUCUAACCCCCCAGAAUCGAAAAAAUGUGCGACCCCAGGCUAGUAACUCUUUUAAAAUUUCAAGCCCAUAAUAAUCAAUCCAGUCGUGAAAAUGCGACCCCAUCCAGCGGCAAAUAUCCAUUAUCCUAAAACUAGGAAAUAGAGGGGGUUUGAGUUCAUGGAAGAGUGAAAGCCAUACGGUAUAUCCCUGUCAUGCCCAUGCUCCCUAACCCUAUUCCAACAGGGAGGAGCUUUAGACCUCCUCCCUUCUCCUCCCUGAAUAACUUCAAAGCGUUUAAGCUAUGAUCUCCAAACUAAGCGACUUUUCUUUAGAUUCAUCUGUGGACAUUUUCGAGUCGUCGUGACGUGUACACCAUCAUUGACGUUACCAUGGCAACCGAGUUUUGACAGCCAUGUUUGUCAAAAUGUUUACUUAUCACAAGAAGACUAGAAGACUGGGUUUAUUUCUUCUUUUACUUACUGGAUUAUGAUAUCACACUUAAUUCAGCAUUAUUUUAUCAAAUUUAUUUUAACUUUUAAUGUAACCAAGGCUUUUUAGCGACUCACUCGAAAGAUCUUGAAAAAAUGCAUGAAUUUAUAAUGACCAAAUAACAGUGUUCACUUCUCUCAGAAUUUCAUAACUUGCAGAUUUUUUUGCUUCCUAAGCAUCCUUCGAUCAAACUUUCUUUUACAAUUACCUCGAUUUAUACGGGUUUAAGUAAAAUCGUCAUCAUUAUCAUCAUCAUCAUUAUCAUCAUCGUCAUGUUUAAUUAAGGUAAAAAAAAACACUGCAAAAAAACGUGUACGAUCAAUCUUGCUCAACGUCGGAUCCAAAAAGAUCGUGAUCAGUCAAAAUAGAUCAAAUUGAAAACGUUACAGCCAAGAAGACUUUAGCAGGGACUGAUCAAACAACGUGAAAUAGAGUUUAGUUGCGAAAUUUCGACUGGCCAAUACCAGUCUUCAUCAGGUUUACUGAGAUAUCUAUUGACCAGUCGAAAUAUCGCAACUAAACUCUAUUUCACGUUGUUUGAUCAAUCCCUGCUAAAGUCUUCUAGACUGUAACGUUUUCAAUCAUCGUCAUCGUCAUCGACAUCAUCAUCAUCAUCAUUAUCAUCAUCAUCAGGGUGUGCAUUCACUCUUGACAGAGGAGCCCACUCCCCCCCCGAUCGAUCCCACAGGUAUGUGUCUUUGCCGUGGCUAAUCUUGACCAAGAAAUGAAAAUACAAAUACAUUUAAAAUACAUUUAAUUAACUCUAAAUGGCAGAUCCAAUAUGGCGGAUGGUUUUAAUUAUAAUAAAUGACGUCUUCAUAUCAUCAAUGCCAAUUUGGUUCUGCCAACAAUUCAGCAAUUAUGAAGGUAUAAAAAUACAGUCGUCUCAACUCUAAAUAAAGUAGGUAGUUAGCUUAUAAAGCGGUUUUGGCAUUACGCUACUCUCAUGCCUUUAUAGCAACUGAUACGGCAUGUAAGUCUAGAAAAGAAGGGGUGUAGGCAGCACAAAUGUUUGGUUUGAUCACUCUACCGCUUGUAAUAAAUUAAUGCGUUUUUGGGGUGAGCUAAAAAGCUAAGAGCUCAAAGUGUUGGUGGGGUCAGUGCAUACUUGUCAUGCGUACAUUUUUCAGGAUACUGUGGAAAGUCAGCCAGGCCUACAACCGAGGAGUCGAAAAGCUGGCUACGCCCUAGCCUCCCCGCAGACGCCCUUUGUGGUUCGUUUGUCACGCAUUCAUUUCUAGAAAUGAAUGCAUGACAAACGAACCUCAAAGGACGUCUGCGGGGAGGCUAGCUACGCCCCUGACAAGUAUUGUUUCUUGAAAGAUUGGAAAGCGGAAGACAGUUAUUCAUAAUGGGAAAGAACUGACUAGACUCUUGCUAGUAUGCAAGAAAGCACGUUGCCCCGGGGUAUUUAUUAGCGUAUGAAUAGAAAUGACUAAUGACUAAGGUUUAAGUAAUCAAAUAAGAUAAUCUCGGUCCUAUCUCUAUACCUUAACUGUCCUUAACUAUCCCAAGACAAGGUAUCUUUGACCCUCAAAAACUACUAUUAAAACUGGGAUCGACUGCCCGUUCGGAUCGGGAUCUGGUUGCAGUUUUCGGAUCGGAAACUGGGAUCGAUUUCCCGUUUCGUGGCCUAACUUUUAUCCACCCUUUUCAGCACAAUGUACAAUACAAAACAACAUUAUUUCCUUGGCUUGUGCAUCCACUGGCAGCUUUAAUAGACCUAAAGCGUACAUUGGCGGGAAAAAAAUUGGAAACUUCUAAAGAGAUGUAGCAAGUGUUGAUUGGAUGAACAUCUGGCACGUGUUACAAAAGCUUUACCUCCGACAGUGUAUUUCCGCCUUCAGGUCACCCAAUAUAUAUUUUCCUUUUCGCCGACAUUUUGUUGGUUUCUUCGUAGUGUUGCAGUCGAAGCAGUACAAGAAGACAAAGCUGA
Molecule: messenger RNA, 8370 nt
Organism: Porites evermanni
Lineage: Eukaryota; Metazoa; Cnidaria; Anthozoa; Scleractinia; Poritidae
Source: the annotation of a GenBank genome assembly